CUCAUUUUUCUCAUUCUAAUGUCUCAAUCAUUACCAAUUCAUGCAGAAUCGAGAAAACUGUUUGUUUUACAAUAAGUUAAUGAACUUGAAGCUCUCUUUCACAAAUGGAUUAGCUCUAACAACCUCAAUGAAGAAAAUACUCAAUCAUCUCAUAUAGAAGAAUAAUUGACUCAAAGUCAAACAGCAACUAAUAUUUCUCAUUUCUAAGGAUUCCUUACAUACUUACGUUCACUCAGCAUAGAUGAACUCGCUUGCCACACUAUAAAAUCUUUAUAACAACACUUUGAUUAUAUGCAAUAAGUCCUUGAGAAUGAAGUCAAACUCUAUCAAUAACGAUAAUUUCUCAAAGUCUAAGAAAAACAAAAUGAGAAGAAGGGUCAUAAGUUUUCUAAAAAAUCGAACUUAAUUCUAAAAAACUGGCUUUAUAAACAUUUCUCCUAUCCAUACCCAACUAAAGAAUAAACUUUAUAAUUAGCUGAAAAAUGUGAUUUAACAUAUAAACAGGUAUUAUUAACCUUAAAUUUAGAUACAAAUAUGGUUUAUAAAUGCAAGAGGAAGAAUUGCCAAUAAGACUUAUGAGGAGAAGAAAUUUAAAAAUAUUGUUAAAUACAAAUAUUUGUCAAUCAAUUAAGUCUAAUAAAAGCCAACAGAAUGAAUUAUUAUUAAUUAUUAAAAUAAUUAAUGAAAGUGCAUAAGUAAGCACCCUAAUUUACAGCAUCA
This is a messenger RNA of Paramecium sonneborni, 720 nucleotides long. The record is from the annotation of a GenBank genome assembly. Lineage: Eukaryota; Ciliophora; Oligohymenophorea; Peniculida; Parameciidae.